UUGGGUCGUGAAUAAAUAUCCUUGACUCGUGACAUGCAUGUUUGUUAUAAAUUAAAAUUAAACUAAAACCAAUUUUGUUUAUUUUCCUUAUCACGCCAACUAUAGGAAACACCGGCCUGUCAUUGCUGUUGUUAAUUUACGAAGAUCUUUGAGCCCCUUCAGUUUCUCUGGAUAUUGGGUUGUGUUUGGGAUUGAUUUUUGUGGGGGGUUUUGAGGUGAAAGUUUGGAUUUUUAUUUUCUGGGGGCCUGGUUUGAUCGAGGAAGGGGAGGAGGAUUUGAUUGGCUUUUGAUACCAAGAGGAGGGUGUUUGACAUUGGAGAAGAGGCUUUGAAGGUUUAAGAUUUGUCAAGUUGGACGCUUUUGGUUAUUGGGUUUUGAGUUUUGGAAUCUGGGAUCUGGUGCCCUUGUUGGUUUCAGCUUCAGAAGGUUGUCUCAGGAGCUUUUACUCUAUCAGAUGAGGAAGCAUGGAUUUGGCAGUAGUUUAUUGUGUUACAAUCUCCUUGAUUGUGCCAGUCUGAAGCUAUAUAGGUCGGAUUUUAAUUAGAGUUUGUUUUGUUUAGAGGCAGUGUGGAAAAGGAUUAUAGUUUUAAGCUUUGAGACUGAUAUUGACAUGGGGGGCCAAUGCUCCAAACUCAUACCAUGCUGUGGGAAUUCACAAUUCAAUGCAGCAGCAGUUGUUGAAGCGCCAGCUAUUGAAAAUGUGGAGAAGAGCGAGGUUGACUACUUGCCUAGAUUUCGUGAAUUCACUCUUGAGCAACUCAAAAAUGCCACAUCUGGUUUUGCAGUGGAGUACAUUGUGUCUGAACAGGGUGAGAGGGCUCCAAAUGUUGUUUAUAAAGGAAAACUAGAAAACCAGAUGAGAAUUGCUGUUAAGCGCUUCAAUAGGGUGGCUUGGCCUGACGCUCGGCAAUUUGUGGAGGAGGCCAGAUUGGUUGGUCAGCUCCGCAACCAUAGAUUGGUUAAUUUGCUUGGAUGCUGCUGCCAAGAUGAUGAGAGGUUGCUUGUAGCAGAAUAUAUGCCCAAUGACACACUUGCAAAACACCUGUUCCAUUGGGAUGCACACCCCAUGAAAUGGACAAUGCGAUUAAGGGUUGUUUUACAUCUUGCACAAGCUCUAGAAUACUGCACAAGCCAGGGGCGUGCCCUUUAUCAUGACCUGAAUGCUUACAGAGUUUUAUUUGAUGAGAAUAGUAAUCCUAGAUUAUCUACCUUUGGCCUGAUGAAAAAUAGUCGGGAUGGGAAGAGUUAUAGUACAAAUCUGGCAUUUACUCCUCCUGAAUAUCUUAGAACUGGGAGAGUGACACCAGACAGUGUGAUAUACAGCUUUGGCACUCUUUUACUCGAUAUUCUCAGUGGAAAGCACAUUCCCCCUAGUCAUGCCCUAGACCUGAUUAGGGACAGAAAUCUUCAGAUGCUGACAGAUUCAUGCUUGGAAGGACAACUGUCUCAAGAUGAUGGUACUGAAUUGGUACGCUUGGCUUCACGAUGUUUACAAUCUGAACCUCGAGAGCGACCAAAUCCAAAGUCAUUAGUUUCUGCAUUGACUACUCUUCAGAAAGAAACUGAGAUUCUGUCUCAUGUAUUGAUGGGUAUCCCGCACACUAACUCUUGCUCUCCUCUCUCACCACUUGGUGAAGCCUGCUCCAGAAGGGAUUUGACUGCAGUCCAUGAGAUCCUGGAGAAUAUUGGUUACAAAGAUGAUGGAAUGACAAAUGAGCUCUCUUUCCAAAUGUGGACCGACCAGAUGCAGGAAACAUUAGAUUCAAAGAAAAAUGGGGAUUCUGCUUUUAAGAGGAAGGACUUUAGAACCGCAAUUGAGUGUUAUUCACAGUUUAUUGAUAUUGGAAACAUGGUCUCUCCCACAAUCAUUGCCCGUCGUAGUUUGUCUUAUCUUAUGGAUGAGAGGCCUCAGGAAGCUCUAAAUGAUGCUAUGCAAGCUCAAGUAAUUUCCCCUGUAUGGCACAUUGCAUCUUAUCUACAGGCUGCUUCCCUUUUUGCACUCGGAAUGGAGACUGAGGCACAAUCAGCACUGAAGGAGGGUACUGUGCAUGAAGCCAAAAGGAACACUGCAGCUGGACAGAAGUGAAAAUCAAGGCUCAGCUGCUGCUCAGGUACCAAAUCAGACACUACUCAGUUUUGCUCUCAACAUAAAUAUGUUUUAACAGAAAGUCCCAAACAAGGGAAGUCGAAUCUUCAUUCAUCACCAUAAUGUUUCCUAGAUGUUGAGCAUUUUGUUUAAUUUGAUCCCUGUAUGCUAAAUGAUUCCAUUAUGCAAAAGAUACAUGUAGUUCAGAAGCAUGUAAUAUAUGUAGAGACAAUUCCU
This is a messenger RNA of Argentina anserina (silverweed cinquefoil), 2323 nucleotides long. Its product is annotated as serine/threonine-protein kinase BSK3-like. The transcript has 11 exons. Lineage: Eukaryota; Viridiplantae; Streptophyta; Magnoliopsida; Rosales; Rosaceae. The record is from RefSeq and is a predicted model, not a curated record. Gene Ontology annotation, molecular function: protein kinase activity; protein binding; ATP binding. Bases 611 to 2086 code for a protein of 491 amino acids. Gene Ontology annotation, biological process: brassinosteroid mediated signaling pathway; protein phosphorylation.